UGCAAACCAAAUUCAUCAACACAUAAAUUUUUCACCUCUUCACAUCUCAAAGAUUCUGUAGCACCCUCAAAAAGAUCGAAAAUGACACCAUCAUUUUCAACACCAAUGAAAUCCGUGUUCCUCUCAAUGGUUAUGAUAUUGAUAUCCAUCAUCAUUUAUCAAGGUAAUGCUCAAUUACCUCAACCUAUGCCUAAUCAAACAACCAUGGUGUUCUACCUACAAGACAUAGCAAAAGGGUCUAGUGCCACAGUUACCCCAGUGGCUGGCAUCAAGGGAAGCGAUUGGACCUACACCACAUUUGGAUCCAUAUUUGUGGUGGAUGACCCUGUCACGCUGAGCAUAAGCCCAACCUCCGAGAUGGUGGGCCGGGCCCAAGGCCUGCUAAUAGCCUCGGCCCAUGAUGGGGCUAAUGUGAAUGUUGCCCUUUCAAUUGUGUUCAACAAUUUGCAGUACAGUGGAAGCACCUUGGAGCUCCAAGGCAUUAGCCGUCAGCGUGAGAGUUAUAGAGAGGUUUCUGUUGUGUCUGGCACUGGCAAGUUCCGCUUUGCAAGGGGCUAUGCUUUGUUGCAAACUGUGCUUUAUGAUGCCCCAACUUCACGCUCCAUAAUUCGCAUCACUAUUACUAUUCAAACUAAUUGAGAAAAUUAAGUCAUGUAGUAUGCGGAUAAUGGUUGGUUGUAUCAGAAUAAUGUGUUAAACCAGCUAUUUUGAUCUUUGAGUUUCA
Messenger RNA from Glycine soja, 724 nucleotides. RefSeq names its product dirigent protein 23-like. NCBI's taxonomy places the organism in Eukaryota, Viridiplantae, Streptophyta, Magnoliopsida, Fabales, Fabaceae. The transcript has a single exon. The record is from RefSeq and is a predicted model, not a curated record. The coding region runs from base 82 to 639 and encodes 185 amino acids.